UCAGGAAAGUUUUGUUUGCAGAUUUUUAAUCUCUGGAAACAGAUAGUUUCGAUUUCGUUUCUCUGAAAUGAUGUAUCUGUUGGAGUACUAUAUCUAAGGCCACUGGCCAGGUCACUCAGUUUUGCUUUCUUCUUCUUCUUCUUCGCAAGAGAUCUGGGAGAAGCACCACCUCCCACCAUGGCCUUUGAGACAAUCCGGAGGGAGCGUGAGAAGCUCCUUGUCUUCCUAGACAGAGCGCCGGAUCUCAUCUUGGAUGAUGCAGCCUCCCAGGGCUUCAUCUCAGAGACGGAGUACAAUGAUUUGGAUAAGCUCCAGAGCUCAAAGGAGAAGAUGCGCAAACUCUUGGUCAAGAUCCAGCGCAAGGGAGAAGAGACUUGCCAGCAGUUCCUGGAAGGUGUACGGAGUCUCUUUCCAGAUUUGCCUCCUGCCUUAUGGCCUCCAGCAAGCACUUGCUCUCCUUCAGGAUGCUCAGACCAAAAGUGUAACCCUCCUCCUGCUGAGGCUGCGAGUGAGAAGAAUGAGCCAGAAAAUCCAGACUUGGUGGUUUCCUUUCCACUGAAUGGAAGCAAGAGCUCAGAAGCUUGCUCUCCUACAGGAUGCUCAGACCAAAAUUGUAACCCUCCUCCUGCUGAGGCUGCGAGUGAGAAGAAUGAGCCAGAAAAUCCAGACUUGGUGGCUUCCUUUCCACUGAAUGGAAACAAGAACUCAGAAAAAAAUGUACCCACCACUGAAGAGCCUGAAGUAGAAAUUAUGGAGGUGGAUCAUCCUGAUGGGACAGUCAAGAGUUUUCUGAGGAAGUUGGGGCUCAGCAAACAAAGCAGAAGAAAGCUCACCAUGGGAGAAAUCCUAGAAAUUGACUCAGAAAGUCUCAAAACCAUGGUUCCUCAGACGCUGGAAGAUCUACCAUGGCAUUUCUUGAGGAAACUCAUGGCCCUCAAUGGAACAGCUAGAAAUACAAGCCUUGUGUCAAAGGUUGAAGAAGCUUUAGAUCAAGGUGACAAUAAGGAGGAUGAGCUAUUUACUCUAAGUGAAAUGAACACAGGGGUUUCUGUGAACCCUCUUGAUGUUCUUUGUGCCAUAUUACUAAGUUCUGAUAGUUUCCUUCAGCAGGAGAUUUUGCUUAAAAUGUCCAUGUGCCAGUUUGCCCUUCCUUUGAUACUACCUCCCCUUGAAACUCCCAAAUGUACCUUCAUGCUCUGGGCCAUGAGGGACAUUGUGAGAAAAUGGCGGCCCCACUCCUUAGCUGAGAGUAGAAGCUUCAGAGAGGAGAACGUAGUGCUUAUUUCCAUGCCAACCAUUUCCUUCGUGCGGAUGGGAACUUGCACUCUCUCCAAAUCCAAACUUCUUAAUGAAGUCCUCAGCUCCCCUCAACACCACCAUGAUUUCUUUGUACACCGUGAUGUUGACUGUGGGAAUGUUGCUCGAGAGAUUAGUAAUGGGCUAGUGGAAGUGUCCUGGUAUUUCCCUGGAGGGAGGGAAAACUCGGCUCUGUUCCCAGAGCCUGUAGCAAUAACAAACCUGCGUGGAGACAUAGAGUCACAUUGGAUGCAGUUCAGUCUUUUAACUGAGGUAUCAUCAGCUGUGUUCAUUUUUGUUGAGAACAUUUCCGAAUCAGAAUAUAAUAUGCUGUCGACUCUCCAGAAACUGGCAUCUAAAUGCUACUUUGUCUUGAACACGGAAGGAGGAAAAUCAAAGGAAGCACUGGGGUUUCUUAACAAACUAGCGCCAGUACUGAACUUGAACAGAUCACAGUUGCUGAUGAAAGAAAAAAAACAAAAUAUCACAGAAUUUGUGAAGAAGCUCCGUUCAGCCAUGAGCAAUAUAGUGUGCUCUCAUCAGAAAGUGGUGAAUAUGGAAGAAAUGGCCAGUGUAAGUCGAGAGCUGGGGAUUGAGAUAGAUGAGGAUGCACAUGACUGUCAGAAUGGGACUCUGCAUGCCAAGGAAAUCGUUGAAGAAAUAGAAGAUGUUGCAAACUACAAGAAGGAAAUGCUGAAACUCCAAGGGGACUUGUGGAGAAAUGUGGCCAAGGUGGAGAAAGAGCUGUGCAGAAUGAAAGGACAAGCUGACAUACCAACAGAAGAUUACAAAUCUCAGCUAAGAGAGAAGCGGAUACAAUUGCGUAUACAGCAGAAUCAAUGUGACCUUACUAAUGGGAUAACAAAAUUUAUCAAUGGAAUCCAGCAUCUUUGCCCAGUGGAGAAACAUUUCUUUCUAAAAUGGAUGAAGUUCAGAUUAGAUCAUGUUGCAAGGGCAAACCUUUUAAGACUGCGGGAAGAAUAUAAAGAGAAAUGCCGCACGACAAGAGAUAACACAUGGCAAUUAAAACAGCUGGAUGAAUUAAUUUCCAUCAGUUCUUUAGGGGUAGAACACUUCAUGCGUGAGUUGGGACAGUUUUAUGAAGCAGAGUACAUGAUGGUGAACGAAGGUAAAAUGUCACAGAGCCAAAGGCAAUUUGUCCAGCUACCAAGGAUAGCUGCUGACUUGAUGCUAGAAGGAUUUCCAAUAGAGCUGAUUGAUGGAGAUGCCUCUAACAUCCCCUUGCAAUGGGUCACUGAUGUUUUGAAUGAGCUCCAUGUUAAGCUAGGAGGCAAAUCUAGGAUGCAAGUUCUGACUGUUCUUGGUGUACAAAGCACUGGCAAAUCCACUCUUCUCAAUACUAUGUUUGGACUCCAGUUUGCUGUCAGCAGUGGUCGAUGUACUCGGGGAGCAUUCAUGACGCUCCUUAGAGUCACAGAGAAUUUACAGCAAGAAAUUGGCUGUGAUUUUGUCUUGGUGAUAGACACAGAAGGUUUGAAAGCCCCUGAGCUGGCCAAACUAGAGGACAGCUAUGAGCAUGACAAUGAGUUGGCAACCCUAGUGAUUGGACUCAGUGACAUAACCAUAGUUAACUUGGCCAUGGAAAAUGCCACUGAAAUGAAGGACAUCUUGCAAAUUGUGGUCCAUGCAUUUUUGCGGAUGGAGGAUAUUGGGCACAAACCCAAAUGUCAGUUUGUGCAUCAGAAUGUCAGUGAUGUUUCUGCCCAUGAUCAGAACAUGAGGGAUAGAAAACACCUCCUUGAACAGCUCAAUGAAAUGACCAAAGCUGCAGCCAGAAUGGAGAAACAAUACAGAGAAGUGUCCUUUUCAGAUAUUAUGGACUAUGAUCCAGAAAAAGACAACUGGUACAUUCCUGGCUUGUGGCAUGGAGUCCCACCCAUGGCUCCAGUGAACCUGGGAUACAGCGAGAGUGUAUCAGAAUUGAAAAGGUACUUAUUUGACUUCAUGAGGAUCAGUUCACAAAAUAGGUUUUCUAAAGAUAUCCCCCAUUUUGUUGAAUGGGUAAAAAGCUUGUGGAACGCUGUAAAACAUGAAAAUUUUAUCUUCAGCUUCCGUAACAGUCUUGUGGCUGAUGCAUAUAACCAGCUCUCAGUGAAGUAUUCAGAAUGGGAGUGGGAUUUCCGGAAAGAGAUAUAUCUCUGGGUGUCUAAAGCUGAUACUUCAAUUCAGAAUCAUUCCUUAGAAGAACUAGAAGCUGAUGUACUUGAUAAAUUAAAGCUUGAGGCUUCUCACAGACUAGAUGCUGGAGAGCAAAAACUGUUACAGUGCAUACAGAGCUAUUUUGAGAGUGGUGGAGAAAGUUUGCCCCUGAUAGAAAAAUAUAAAGAAGAUUUCAUCAGAAGCGCAAAGUUACUUCGCAACCAUCUGGAGAACUAUUCAGUUACCAAGUGCCAGGAGACCAUUCUGAUACGUAAGGGACAAGGUAAGAUAGACAAUCUGCAGGCUAAGUACUUAAGCAUCAUAGAGAGGAAGGUAAAGAAGCUCUUGGAAGAAUGUAAAGAAAGAGAAUGCAAUCUGAAUUCUGAGGAACUAAAAUGGGAGUUUGAGAAAACAUGGAAGGAAAUCUUAGAAGAGUUGCCAGCUACUACUUUAACUCACCGAAAAAUUCAUGCAGAAGUGUUCUAUCAGCUCAGAAAAGAUUUAGAGUCUCGGGGUAGCUUGGCAAAUCAGAUUUUCCAGGAGUUAAUUAACAGUUCAGGCCAUAGUGGGACACAUUUCAUCAUGAAAAGGGAAUAUAUAGAAAUGUCAAUCGUUAGAAGAGUGAAAGGUAUAUUCAAGGAUUAUCUAGGUGAACUUGAGAUUGCUACCAUGUCUCUAACUGAAAUGUGUAGAAAUUAUGUUUCAAAGAAAGUCAGCCUGAAAGGAGACUAUGAUGAAACAUAUUGUCGUGAAUUAUUGAGGAUAAUUAAUCAAGAACUUCAAGAGAAAGAUUUUCAGAGACUUCAUAUUACCAUUUGCUUUGUGGUAGAUGUGAAAUAUCACAUUCUAAAAGAGGCAGCUGAUUGUUUUCAGAAGAUGCACGAUGCCUUCUACAGGGCAAACAAUCUUCAUCAACGUCUGGAAAACCUCAAACACAACUAUUUUUCCAUCUUCCAAGACCUUUACUAUGAGAAAGAUGCGUGCCAAAAGAGAGCCAGGGAUUUUUGUGACGUGUGUCUAAAGCCAGCUCUAGUAGAGUACCUCAACAAGAGGCUUGGGAUAGACAUAGUUGAUGAUUUUCUCAGUAGUGGGCAAUCCAUUCACUAUGGGAGUCGGAGCUUCUUCCAGUUCACGGUGCAGAAGAAGUUGCUAGAAGAUGAAAACUUUGGUGACUAUGUGAAGUACAUAAACCAAUAUGAACAGUUUGUCAAAUUUUGGAUAGAGGCAAACCUAUUGGACCACUUUGGGCAAAGGCAAGAUCUAGCAGUCUUGGAAAGAGAGAUUCUAUCUGCUGUGAUAAAGAAAAUCAAGGAAGCUGUGGAGAGUUGUGCAAAGGAAACUGUGACUUUGCCUGAAUUCCUGGAAUGUUUCUGCCAUGAGAUGAGUGAAGAGCUGGUUAUUUCUAAGGAUUCUCUGGAUGUUAUCCUGUUCAACAAUACUGCCAAAGUUGGACCUUUCUCAGCUGAUGUCCUGGAUUUUAUCUCUGAAGUGAUGGAAAUUAUUCUUGCAGAGCAAUUUGAGAUGAAUGUUGAUACGAUACUUCAAAAUAUUUCAUUCAAGCCCCAAGAUGAAAUCUUCAAGCGUGUCUUUGGCUGUGGGAAGCAGUGUCCCUUCUGCAAAGUCCCAUGUGAAGCUGGAGGUGGAAGUCACCAGGAACAUUUUGCCUCGGUCCAUCGACCUCAAGGGUUGGGGAGGUAUAGAUGUGCUGAUACCGAGAAGCUGGUAUAUUCCUUAUGUUCCUCCGAUGUCACCUCUAAUGGCAAUUUCAGAAACUGGGACACAAAUCAGCAGUGGCAUCCCUAUAAAGAAUAUCGUCAGUACUAUCCUGACUGGCGCAUACAGCCUGAUGUUAGCAUCACAGCCUCGGACUACUGGAAGUUUGUAUUCAACAAGUACAAUCAGCAGUUUGCUAAAGAGUAUAAAGCUCUCCCUGCUGAUCUCCCUGAGGAUUGGAAGAGAAUCACCAAGCAGCAAGCAUUGGGAAGCAUCCAAGAAGCCUUUAACAUGAAUGAAUAAAUGACAGCUACUGCUAGUGUCAACUUUAAACCCAAGUAUCUGAUCAGGCUGAUGGAACUACUGACCUACAUCCAAUUCCUAGUCCUAACUCAUGGUAUGAUAUAAGUGUUGAUUUUUGUAGGUAUGGUCUAGUUGG
Messenger RNA from Sceloporus undulatus (fence lizard), 5608 nucleotides. RefSeq names its product interferon-induced very large GTPase 1-like. The record is from RefSeq and is a predicted model, not a curated record. The transcript has 6 exons. Lineage: Eukaryota; Metazoa; Chordata; Lepidosauria; Squamata; Phrynosomatidae. Gene Ontology annotation, biological process: regulation of apoptotic process. The coding region runs from base 178 to 5472 and encodes 1764 amino acids. Gene Ontology annotation, molecular function: GTP binding.